Messenger RNA from Arabidopsis lyrata subsp. lyrata, 2524 nucleotides. RefSeq names its product ultraviolet-B receptor UVR8. The transcript has 5 exons. The coding region runs from base 720 to 2321 and encodes 533 amino acids. Lineage: Eukaryota; Viridiplantae; Streptophyta; Magnoliopsida; Brassicales; Brassicaceae. The record is from RefSeq and is a predicted model, not a curated record.
ACUUUACCCUCAUCAUCAAUCGUUUCUUCGUCUCCAUCAAAACCCAAAUGAAAACUUUCUUUAUAGAAAUUCACGGAGACGAAUAAAUGAUUAAAGUCCCUUCCUUUCCUUCUCUGUAAUUUCAUUCCACCACAAAGGCACAAACCCAUAAACAAAAGCUCUCUUUUUUAUCUCUCUUUUGGUCCAACUUGUGAGUCUCAAAGUCUGGUAAUGUAAUUUUGAUGAAAUUGUGUGGCUUGUAAUCCUUAUUCUUUUGAUUUGUAUAUGUUGAUGAUCCUUGAUCAACGAUCACGAUCAUGAUCUUCAGAUAUACAAUUUUGUAAUUUGUGAUCGCUUAAUAUUUUAUUAACAAUGGUUUCUCCUUUGCUGUUGUUGUUGUUGAUGAUGGUUCUGAUCUGGAUUUGUUUAGUGUGUUUUUGUGGAAUCAGUUAAUGAUCUCAUUGUUUGUAUUUACUGGACUAUAAAGUUUUGAUCUUGAUGAUGAUCUCUUUUGUGAUCUUAUUGGCUAAACAUGAACAGCAUUUUGUCUCGGUGUCUUCAAUCAUCAUCACUUAGCAUUCAAAGGUAGCUUCUUUUUGUUACUAUAUGUGUGUAUAUGUCUGAAGAUUUUGGUUGUUAGGAUCAUUGGAGUGAACAAUGCACUAGUUUAAUGAUGGUUUUGGUGGUUUUUAGUGAGUUAUAUAAACGUUUUGGGCUCUGCAAAAGUUGAGCAGUGGUCAAUGGAUACUACUACAUCAAGUGGUAGUAGCCCUGCUACGUUACAACUCCAUAGCAUCAUCCCGGAGAAUCCGAUCGCGGCACUGGAGUUGUCAUUUCCUCCGUUUCUGCGUCUGAAACGCCAAUGCCUUGGUAGUUCUGUUCCUGGAGAAUUUUUCUUGGCUUCUUGUCCUUCCAUUGUCCUUCAUGUUCUCACAACAUGUGAUUUGGGUCCUCGGGACCUUGCGAAACUCGAGGCAACCUGCUCCUUCUUCAGGAAGCCGGCAAACUUUUCUCCCGACUUUGACCUUUCGAUCUCAGAAGUUGCAGCUCUCGACAUUUGCCAAAAGAGGGCGAUAUUUAAAUGUAUGGGAGAGGAAGAACGCCAAGAAAUCAAAAGGAGAUGCGGAGGCUCGUGGAAGCUGGUUUUAAAGUUCUUGCUGGCUGGUGAAUUUGGUUGCAGGCGAGAGAAAUCACAAGCACUUGCAGGUCCUGGUCACAGCAUUGCCGUGACAUCAAAGGGCGUUGUCUACUCCUUCGGAUUUAAUGGUUCAGGACAACUCGGUCAGGGAACCACUCAAGACUCUUGGCAGCCUCUACCAGUCAGAUCACUUAACGGGAUCCGGAUCAUUCAGGCAGCUAUUAGCACUGAUAGAACAUUUGUAAUCAGUGAUGCUGGUGAAGUUUAUGCCUUUGGAAAAGUUUGUUUUAGCGAAGCUAAGUUAGAGGUCCCAGAAACUAAGCUAAUCACAACUCCCCAGCGGGUCAAGUCCUUGGCGGAAAUCUUUGUGGUACAAGCCGCGAUAGGAAAUUACUUCACGGCGAUUUUGUCGAGAGAAGGCAGAGUCUAUACAUUAUCAUGGGGAAACGAUGAAAGACUCGGUCACCAAACUGACCAUAGCUGUUCGUUGCCUCAACCUCUGUUGGGCGCCUUGGAGAACAUCCCAGUCGUGCAAAUUGCUGCUGGCUUUUGUUAUCUCCUUGCUUUAGCAUUUCAACCCACCGGCAUGUCGGUGUACUCAGUUGGAUGCGGUUUGGGUGGGAAGCUUGGGCAUGGUUUAUCUGAUUCUGAUGCCAGUGAGAAAUAUCCUCGUUUGAUUAAGAAGUUUGGUCUUUUAAACAUUGAACCGGUUAUGGUCUCAGCAGGGCCAUGGCAUGCUGCUGUAGUUGGGAAAGAUGGGCGAGUCUGCACGUGGGGUUGGGGUCGGUUUGGUUGCUUGGGUCACGGAACGGAAGAGGCAGAAAAUGCUCCUAAGGUUGUAGACGGAUUGAAGGAUGUUAAAGCCGUGCAUGUCGCCACUGGAGUGUACACAACCUUUGUUGUGUCUGAUGAUGGUCAGGUUUACUCAUUUGGCUCUGGCGGAGCCAAUCUUGGGCAGGAUGAUGUGGAUGAAAAUACUCUGACCCCGAAGCUAGUUUCAUCGUUGAAGGAUACAAAAGAGCGUAUGGUACAUGUGAGUUUGACAAACUCGGGGAAUGGGACUGGUCAUACAUUUGCAAUGACCGAGUCCGGGACACUCUAUGCAUUCGGGGCUGGGAACAGAGGGCAGCUCGGCGUGGAGCUGGGCGAAAACUUGACGGAAAGAGCGGAACCAGCAAAAGUUGCCGGUAUUGAUCUCUCUUAGAGAUUUGGGAAAGAAAACAAAAAAACAUCUUUUAAUUUAGGUUUCCAUCACCAUUGAUCUUGAGACUAAUGUUUAAAGAAGUGGUUGUACAUAGUAACAGGAAGGUAAAAUGACGUUUAAGAUUGUUAUGGUUUCUUUUAUUAGAUUGACUGCAAUUGUUUCUUUGGAUAAUUUAGCGUUUACAUGUUUAGCGUUUUUGUAAA